AUGAACGAAGUUCCUACCACUCCAGUUAGGCUUAUUUUAGGGCAAGCUCAGCAACGCGAGCAGAAUUCAGAAAACUGUUCGCAAGAACGUAACCCACGCACGUUUAAUUCCGAACCGGAUUCCAGCUUUAACUCUCCUGGUUCCUCCCAGUUCGUGAUACAUCCUCAUGAACCGCUCGAGAAGGAGAAAGAUGAGAAGCAGGAUUUAGACCGCUCGAUUGAUUACGGUAGGUCAUCAGCUCUUAACAACAAGAAUAAUGCCAAUCCAUUAGAGAAUAUAGACAUAAAUAAAAUGUUUGAUGACAAAAAAUCAGAUUCAGGUACCAAUGAUGAUAAAGGAGGCGCAAGUACUAGUGAUAAGCAUGUCCUUGCAUUGAAUUAUUCACCGAUCAGAGUUGAAAUGAACUCCUCAGAGAAACGAAGCGACAAAAACGUGGACGUAGAUGAAAAUGAUAAAGAAGGUAGCCAUAUUAAUAAAAAAUUGAAAUUGCAGUUAGAAUCAGUACCUGAUUUGAAACAAAGCUCUACUAAAGAUAUCAUUAAUGACAAAGAAGAAAUUAUGUCGUCUCCAAUGGCGAUUGAUAUGAUUGAGACCAACAUAAGCCCAAAUAAAUUCAUAAUAAACGACGGAGUUGAAAGAAACGAUAGUUUCAAUAUCAAUACCGACACACUUAAAUUAGAAAAUGAUAUAAAUGAGAAACAACAAGAGGAAGACUUCAUAAAAUCUAACAGUAACAAUGUGGUUAAUAUUGACAAUGCUUAUAAGGAAAAGGAGGACGAAGAAAAUGAUAUAACAAAUUCUCAUAUAAACAGGCUUACUCCUUUGUAUGAGACUUCUGCAAGGGAGUCGAACUCAAAUGAAGAGGGGAGGAAUGACUACGAUGAUGACAACCAACUUGAUAUUAGACAUGACAAUUUUCAGAUUGUAGCAAAAAGAAACGAGGAGCUCACUGAUCAGAUAUAUCACUUAAAUCAAAUGUUAAACUCUUUGAUUUCCAAAAAUGAAUCAUUGUCUUUUCAAUACGAGAAAUUGAACAAAAAUCACCAACUACUAAUAGAUUUGACAAAUGAAAAGUUAGAUAAACUAAAUACAGAAAGAGAGAGCGAUAUUGCCAAGGUGGAAAAAUUCAAAAAGAGGAUUAAGGAGUUGAAUACAGAAAUUAAGGUAUUGAAUUCCAACCAAAAAAUAUUACAAGAAAAAUUCGAUGCCUCAAUUACUGAAGUAAAUCAUAUAAAGGGCGAACAUGAAAAUACUGUCAACACUUUGCAGCAAAAUGAGAAAAUUUUAAAUGAUAAAAAUGUAGAACUGGAAAAUAUGAAAGCAGAAUUGAAAGGCAAUAAUGAUAAAUUAUCCGAAUAUGAGACCACGUUAAAUGACUUGAAUUCUCGCAUUGUGCAACUGAAUGAUAAGAUUGAAAGCACAGAUAUUGUUUUGAAAUCUAAAGAGAACGAACUAGAUAAUUUAAAAUUGAGUUUGAAGGAAACUUUAUCGAUUUCUAAGGACUUCAACGACUCUGACCUUAUAGGACAAAUUAAUGAGCUAAUAUCUACAAAAAACAACUUGCAACAAAAAAUGGAUGAUUUGAAUAACCUGAACGACGAUAAUUUGAAGGUAGUACAGGAUAAAUUAAUUAAAAAUGAGGAGACGCUAAAACUAAAAGAAGCUGAAAUUGAUUCAUUGAAUAGUGAAAUGGACGAGCUAAAAAAACAGAUCACUUCAAAAGAUGAUGAAUUUAAGAUGUGGCAAAGUAAAUACGAAACUGUCGAAGACGAAGCUAAGAUACGCAAUGCCGAAGUUACAGAGUUGAACGGAGAUAUUGAAGAUCUAAAGGAAUCAAAAUUGCAUUUGGAAGAAACAAUUACGGAACUAGAAAACAAAGUUCAUAAACUAGAAAAUGAGUGUGAACUGGAGAAACAAAAAUUCGAAAAAACUUCGCUAGAAUUAGAAAGCUUACAACUAAAAAAUAGUAACAUUCAGGCUGAGCACAUCAAAGAAUUGGAAAAUCUUCAUGAAAACCUUAUUUCUCUUCAAAAUGAAUUGAAGAUUUCAUCCGACAGGAUAACAACAUUAACAAAAGAAAAUGAAGUAUUAAUGGAACAAAAUAAUAAUAACAAUAAUAGCGUUACUUUAAGCAAUGAUCAAAAGGAUAGAGAUGAUGAAAAAAUUAAAUCAUUAGGAAAACAAGUACAAGAUUGGAAAGAAAAGUAUGAGGCCAAAGAAAAAGAUACAAAUAAAAGGCUAAAGUUAUUAGCAGAAGAUUUGUAUAUCCAGUAUUCAUCCAAACACGAACAAAAGGUCAAACUGUUGAAAAAAGGCUAUGAAAACAAGUACCAAAAUAAGUUUGAUCAAUUAAAUUUAGAAAAUAAAACUCUGUCAGAAGAAAUCGAGCAAUUGAACAAGCAGCUGUCUUCAGAAAGAGAAGAAAAGCAGGAGUUACUCAAGUUGUUAGAAAAUGAAAAAAAAUAA
This is a messenger RNA of Saccharomyces cerevisiae S288C, 2466 nucleotides long. RefSeq names its product Slk19p (gene SLK19). NCBI's taxonomy places the organism in Eukaryota, Fungi, Ascomycota, Saccharomycetes, Saccharomycetales, Saccharomycetaceae. The transcript has a single exon. Gene Ontology annotation, cellular component: spindle pole body; chromosome, centromeric region. Bases 1 to 2466 code for a protein of 821 amino acids. The record is from RefSeq and is marked reviewed.